ACAUUGUGGUUCUCUCCAUAAACCAAAAGCUACACGUUUUAGGAAAUCUUUCACACACCAGGCCUCGUUAGAAAAUAUGAAGUUUUUUUUUCAUAGAGUACUGGCUGAAAUUAUUUUAACACGAAUGGUUCUUAAAACCUAAAGUCCAGAUGCAGAAUGAAACUAAAGGCCUGCUACGACUGGUUGAAGUUGUUUUACGUUAACUCCUUGGGAAUUAGUGAACAGUUCUGUAUUCGGUGUCGGCUAGGCCUUAGAACAAAAUAACUUGAGCCCCACAUGUAGAACGUAUUGUAUUACAUAAAGAGCGUUCAGGCCAGAUAAUAUUAGAAGGACACAAUGGAAGGGGGGGUGUAACGUCGGUUUUACGUGGCAGGCAUAACCUGAAUAAUUACUUGUAGAGACGAUCGAACAAAAACAGAAGUUAUACCGGAGAUGCAGGUUUCCCAUCCGAUGUACAGUUGCACGUAGUUAUAAAGCUUGAUAAACCGACUAAGUAGUGAUCGAAAAAGUCUAAUGCGAACGCAUAUGGGAGGGGAGAGCCGCUGAGCAAAUGAGAUAAGAGGUCGGCUGGUAUGGCUAGGGUAGCAAAGCGGAGGCAGUUUCUGUUAGCUAUUUAACACAGGCAAGCCCGGAGCAGAGGCAGAAAACAACAACAAUAGCAUGGUAAAUUUUCAACGGGACAGACAGUUGACCACUGGUAUGUGCGCACUUCUGCCUAUUUUACGCUGAAUUAGAUUAUUUUUUUUUUGAACGAGUUGGGAAAUUCACUGUCCGGGAUGGGGAAGGAGGUGAACGGGGUGUCGCGGAGCCGGUUUGAGCAGAUGUUCUCCAACAGUGAUGAGGCUGUCAUCAACAAGAAACUACCCAAAGAGCUGCUGCUGAGAAUCUUUUCAUUUUUAGACGUGGUGACGUUGUGCCGCUGUGCUCAGGUCUCGAGGUCCUGGAAUGUUUUGGCUCUGGAUGGCAGUAACUGGCAGAGGAUUGACCUUUUUGACUUCCAGAGGGACAUUGAGGGCCGUGUGGUGGAGAACAUCUCCAAGCGGUGCGGAGGGUUCCUUCGAAAGCUGAGCCUCCGAGGCUGCCUGGGCGUUGGGGACAGCGCCCUCAGGACCUUUUCCCAGAACUGCAGAAACAUUGAGCUCCUCAGUCUGAACGGCUGCACGAAGAUCACGGACACGACGUGCACCAGUCUGAGUAAGUUCUGCCCCAAGCUGAAGCACCUGGACUUGGCUUCCUGCACCUCCAUCACCAACCUGUCCCUCAAAGCGCUCAGUGAGGGCUGCCCCCUGUUGGAACAGCUGAACAUAUCCUGGUGUGACCAGGUAACCAAGGAUGGGAUCCAAGCUCUGGUGCGCUGUUGCCCGGGCUUAAAGGGCCUCUUCCUCAAGGGCUGCACACAGCUGGAAGAUGAAGCCCUGAAGUACAUAGGGCCGCACUGUCCGGAACUGGUCACCCUCAAUCUCCAGACCUGUUCAAUCACAGACGAGGGGCUGAUCACUAUCUGCCGCGGGUGCCACCGGCUGCAGUCCCUAUGCGUGUCCGGCUGUGCCAACAUCACAGAUGCCAUCCUCAACACCCUGGGCCAGAACUGCCCCCGCCUCAGAAUACUUGAGGUGGCACGCUGUUCCCAGCUUACAGACGUGGGCUUCACCACAUUAGCACGGAACUGCCAUGAGCUUGAGAAGAUGGACUUAGAGGAGUGUGUCCAGAUCACAGACAGCACACUCAUCCAGCUGUCCGUUCACUGUCCGAGGCUACAGGUCCUGAGCCUCUCGCACUGCGAGCUAAUAACAGACGAUGGGAUUCGACACCUGGGCAGCGGCCCCUGCGCCCACGACCGCCUAGAGGUCAUCGAGCUGGACAACUGCCCGCUCAUCACUGAUGCCUCGCUGGAGCACCUGAAGACCUGCCACAACCUGGACCGCAUCGAGCUCUACGACUGCCAGCAGAUCACCCGCGCCGGCAUCAAGAGGCUGAGGACUCACCUGCCCAAUAUCAAAGUGCACGCCUACUUCGCCCCGGUGACUCCGCCCCCCUCCGUGGGAGGAAGUCGUCAGAGGUUCUGUCGCUGCUGUAUCCUGCUAUGAUGUUAAAGACACUGCCCCCCCCCCCCUCCCCAUCUGUUACCUCUCGCCCACCCCCUCCGUUUUGAGGUGUUGAGUCCGUGUCUGCCUGCACCCUUCACUCCCCCCUCAGUCAUGUGACAGCCGGUUGCCCCGGGCGCUGUGAGAUUGACUGACUGCGCGCCUGCCGCAUUCCUGAACCCACAUGCCCUCUCCACGCGUCUGCGGUCGACAUGGCAACAUUCCCCGUUAAACCCGGAGUCAACGAGGGCAAUGAACCUGCUUCCGUUCAGUUACCUCUCCAAAGAAACGCACACAUAUGUGCACACAUGCACCCCUGGGCACACACACACACACAUACAUACACAUACACAUACACAUACACAUACACACAAGCACACACACAUACACACACCCCAUGGGCGCGCAUACACAUACACACACACAUGCACACACACAUGCACACUCACAUGCGCAAGCACAAAUGCACACACAUGCACGCACGCACAUACCACCCUCACAUGUGCGAGCACAAACACACACCACACACAAAGCCAGCCUUUAAUCAGGUGUGAACUUUAUCUUUGUGAAAUCUUAUCUGUUCUGUGGCCCUUUUAUAGGGACUAGAAUGUAAGACCCAACUGACUGUUUUUCCCUUCAUCAACCGAAUCUGUGUGGUCCCAUGUCCUCUGAAGGCUACCUUUUUAACAAUAGACGCACAUUCGCACACACACUCACGCGCACACACACACACCAUACUCCAAACUCCGCUGCCCUGCUCAUUGCCCCAUCCACAGUUGAAGCUCCAUAGUGCUUAAAAAAAUCAAACUUAUUUUUUAUAAAGGACAGUAAACCAGAUGGAGGAAGAAAGGAGGAUUCUUGAGAUGCCAAAUGUUGCAUGUUACAAUUCUAGUUUUUUAAAUAUAAAUGUGUAUAUAUGUAAGUAAUGUAGGAGUCUCUGCUGGCUGUUUACCCGACUGUAGAAUGCUGUACUGUACACAGGAGCUGAACAGAGAGCAAGGCCUUGUGGGUCACGCUGGCUGAAUGUGGCGACAGUGAACCGGGCUUGGGUUCAGUGUUGCGGUGUAGCAACCGCAAUGUAAGAAAGCCUUUUCUGAAUAUUACUCACAGAGCCCUGCUGGCCCAUGAGUGCUGUUUUUCUGGUCCUUCGAGGUGGGCUUGGUUGAAGGGAAGACAACCAAAUCGUCUCCUGAAAAAACUGAUCCAAACACAAUCAUUUCUUUUUAUUAUUUUUUUGAAGAGAAGGACAAGGAGCGAUGGUGCUGUUGACGGUAAAUGAGAGGCGUAUUUGCACUAGUUACUGCAGUCAACCAGCAAAGCCCUGUGAAGUUUAAAGGCAGGCACCCCCCUCCCCCCUUUCCAAUGCCCCAAUGGUUUGUGAAUUGUCUUGGCGAGACGGGACAGUCCCGCCCCAAUCUGUGUCUGGUGCUAGAGUAGCCGAAAUGAGAAGUUGGCUUUCAUUUUACGUUGCGGAUGUGGAGUAAGAACGUGCCCUAGUUCCCUGCUCUCACGGACCCCAGAAGAAUGAUAUGUCCCCGCUGUAAGCUGCUUAUACCUUAAUUGGCCGGUUAUGUCGCUGCGGCAACAGAUAAAAACAGUCAAUGAUUAGAGGUUGUGAC
Conger conger (European conger) is the source of this 3703-nucleotide messenger RNA. RefSeq names its product F-box and leucine-rich repeat protein 20 (gene fbxl20). The transcript has 15 exons. Lineage: Eukaryota; Metazoa; Chordata; Actinopteri; Anguilliformes; Congridae. The coding region runs from base 777 to 2087 and encodes 436 amino acids. The record is from RefSeq and is a predicted model, not a curated record. Gene Ontology annotation, cellular component: SCF ubiquitin ligase complex. Gene Ontology annotation, biological process: SCF-dependent proteasomal ubiquitin-dependent protein catabolic process. Gene Ontology annotation, molecular function: protein binding.